Molecule: messenger RNA, 882 nt
Organism: Emiliania huxleyi CCMP1516
Lineage: Eukaryota; Haptophyta; Isochrysidales; Noelaerhabdaceae
Exons: 3
Coding region: 1-882 (293 amino acids)
Biological process (GO): translation
Cellular component (GO): ribosome
Molecular function (GO): structural constituent of ribosome
Source: RefSeq, a predicted model, not a curated record
AUGGCAUAUGUGCGCCAUGUCGCUCAAACCUGCCCCCGGCGGCUACUUCGCGGCCUCGCGUCGAGCGCGCGGUCGUGGGCGGUGCGCCGCCCCUUUCAGCAGCGCAACGCGCGGCGGGACGACGCGUUUGAGCCGCGGCUCGCUCCACUCGUGCCAUCGACCGCCGAGCCACACGUGCAGGCGUGGGUGAGCGACUGGGAGGCGGCGGCGGGGCAGGCCGACGCACGCGCGGGGAUCGCGCUGCUCCGCUCCGACGUCUGGGACCUCCCGCUGCGGCCCGACCUCGUCCACCGCUGCGUCGUCGCGCAGCACGCGGCGCUUAAGCAGGUGCACCGCGCCGGCAAGUCACGGCACGAGGUGCGUGGCGGCGGUCGCAAGCCGCGGCCGCAGAAGGGGACGGGCAAGUCGCGCCAGGGCUCCAUCCGCGCGCCGCAAUGGCGCGGCGGCGGCGUCGCCUUCCCGCGGCAGCGGCGCGACUUUGCGAUGUCGCUGCCGCGGCGCGUGGUCGACGCGGGGACAAAGGUCGCGCUGUCGGACAAGUUGCGCCGCAGCGCGCUGCUGCUGGUGGGGCGGCUGGCGCUCGACGAGCCGAAGACGUCGGCGCUGCUCGAGCGGCUGCAGCGGCUCGGCCUCUCGCUCCCGCACACGCGCGCGGGCGGAGGGCACAAAGCGGCGGCGAGGCUCGCGGCGCAAAACAUCCCGGGCGUGUCGAUGUGCCUCGCAAAGGACGUGAGCGUGCUCAAGCUGGUGUCGCACUCGGUGCUCCUGCUCUCGCUGGAUGGGCUGCGAGACCUCGAGAGCCGGCUCGGCGGGCCGGCGCCGUUCCCGCGCCGCACGUGGCCGCCGUCGGCGGUGCUGCGCGAGUGGCAAGCCGCGAACUGA